This is a messenger RNA of Trichoderma aggressivum f. europaeum, 801 nucleotides long. RefSeq lists its product as uncharacterized. The coding region runs from base 1 to 801 and encodes 266 amino acids. The transcript is spliced from 3 exons. The record is from RefSeq and is a predicted model, not a curated record. NCBI's taxonomy places the organism in Eukaryota, Fungi, Ascomycota, Sordariomycetes, Hypocreales, Hypocreaceae. Gene Ontology annotation, molecular function: acyltransferase activity, transferring groups other than amino-acyl groups.
AUGUCCCAAAUUUCGAUCAAGAAAGGCCCCAUCAGCCUCGCCGGCCUUCUCUUUAAACCCACUGAGUCGUCCAAGAAGACACCAGCUUUCGUUAUUGUCCAUCCAGGUGGUGGUGUUAAAGAACAGACUGCGGGAACAUAUGCGAAAAAGCUUGCCGAGGCAGGUUUUACAACAAUCGCCUAUGAUGCAUCCUUUCACGGCGCCAGCGGAGGAGAACCUCACUUCCUCGAAGAUCCAAAUGAACACUCGGAGAGGAUUGGUGUACUGGGAAUCUGUGCUGGAGGUGGUUACGCAGUUGCUGCCGCCAAGGGAGACCAGCGAUUGAAGGCCGUGGCAACCGUCAGUAUGGUGAACAUUGGAGACUCAGCGCGACUUGGAUGGGAUGGGGAUGAGGAUCCCUUGGAGAAACUCGACAACUUGAAGGCGACAGCAGCUCAGAUCACGGCUGAGGCGAAGGGUGCUGAGCGUGCAGCUGCGCCAUAUGUGCCUCCCCAGCCUGACGACAAGACUCCUCGAGAUAUGAGGGAGGCCAGCGACUACUACUUUACGCCCUUCCCUCGUGUUCUCACCUUUGAUGCAUUCCACCUAGCCGAUGUCUUCCUCAAGCAGCCAACUGUUCUCAUUGCUGGUUCGGAUGCUGGAUCGCUGUGGCAUACCGAGAAAUUGGACAAGCUCAUUGGCGGUGCGACUAAGAAAGUCAUUGUUCCAAAGGGAGCGCACGUGGAUUUUUACGAUAACGAAGUCUACGUGGGUCCUGCAGUGCUGGAUGUUGCCGAGUUUAUGAAGAAGCACUUGUCUUGA